Molecule: messenger RNA, 2646 nt
Organism: Acomys russatus (golden spiny mouse)
Lineage: Eukaryota; Metazoa; Chordata; Mammalia; Rodentia; Muridae
Gene: Fyb1
Product: FYN binding protein 1
Exons: 17
Coding region: 122-2596 (824 amino acids)
Biological process (GO): protein localization to plasma membrane; integrin-mediated signaling pathway; T cell receptor signaling pathway
Cellular component (GO): plasma membrane
Molecular function (GO): lipid binding; protein binding
Source: RefSeq, a predicted model, not a curated record
AGACCGCACUGCUCAGAGAAGGAAGUACACUCUUCACAGCUAACUUGCACACUCACUGCUGCCGGAGUCACAGCAUCUGCAGAGUCACAGAGUGCCAGGCGGUCACCUCUUUCCAAUAAACAUGGAUGGAAAAACAGAUGUGAAGUCCCUCAUGGCGAAGUUCAACACGGGGACUAACCCGACUGAGGAGGUCUCCACCAACAGCAGGCCCUUCAAAGUCGCGGGACAAAACUCGCCUUCUGGAGUACAGUCAAGAAAGAAUUUAUUUGACAACCAAGGAAAUGCCAGCCCUCCUGCGGGACCCAGCCACAUGCCUAAAUUUGGGACCACAAAACCACCCUUGGCAGUGAAACCUACCUUCGAGGAGAAGCCUGACAAGGAGCCCAAACCCCCAUUUUUAAAACCUAGUGGGGUGAGCCAAAGAUUUGGAGCACAGCCAAGCUCGAUUUCUAGAGACCCUGAAGUCAAAGUGGGGUUUCUGAAACCCGUAAGCCCCAAACCCACCAGCUUGACCAAAGAAGAUUCCAAACCUGUGGUGUUGCGGCCUCCUGGGAAUAGGCUUCACAGUUUGAACCAAGAGUCUGACUUAAAGACGCCAGGACCUAAACCAGGGCCUACUCCCUCAGUCCCAGAAAAUGACCUGAAACCAGGGCUCUCAAAGGUGGCUGGAGCUAGGAGCAAAUUUAUGCCAGCGGCACAAGAGGCUGAGUCCAAACCCCGAUUUCCCAGAAACACCUUUGCCCAGAAGCCAUCCCUAAGUAUAGAGGACUCCCAGGAAGAGGAGAGCAGUUCUAAGAAUGUGCCUGUCCAGAAAGGACCCCCAAUGCCACUAGGAGCCAAAUCCAAGGGCAGCCCUUUCAAACCAGCUAGGGAAGAGCCUGAGGAUAAAGACCAUGGAACAUCAAGUUCGCCCUUCCCUGGAGUGGUUCUGAAACCUGCCGCAAGCAGAGGGAGCCCUGGGCUCUCCAAAAACUCUGAAGAAAAAAAAGAUGAUAGGAAAACAGAUGUUACAAAGAACAUCUUUCUGAGCAAAAUGAAUCAGGAAGAGUCAGCUAGAUUCCCUAAGGCCCCUUCCAAGCUGACAGCGGGGACACCAUGGGGUCAAAGUCAGGAGAAGGAAAUGGUAGACAAGAAUUCAGCAAGCCCAAAGCAGAAGCCACUGCCUCCCCUGUCCGUCUUGGGCCCGCCUCCAGCCAAGCCCAGCAGACCACCCAACGUUGACCUGACCAGAUUCCGAAAAGCUGACUCGGCAAACAGUACCAGCAAAACCCAGACACCUUACUCAACAACUUCCCUGCCACCACCUCCAGCGUCGCAUCCAUCCAUCCAUCCAUCACCUUCAGUGUCCCAGCCAGCCAGCCAGCCACCACUGCCAGCGUCUCACCCAACACAACCACCAGUCCCCAGUCUACCACCGAGAAACAUUAAGCCUCCCCUUGACCUGAAAAAUGCUAUAAAUGAAGAAAAUCAAGAUGGCCCCAUGCACUUUGAUGGUACUGGGAACCUAGAAGAGGAACAAGAGAGUGAAGGGGAAACAUAUGAAGACAUAGAAUCAUCCAAAGAGCGAGACAAGAAACGGGAAAAGGAAGAAAAGAAGAGGUUAGAGCUAGAACGAAAAGAGCAGAAGGAGAAAGAGAAGAAAGAACAAGAAUUAAAGAAGAAAUUUAAACUAACAGGCCCCAUUCAAGUCCUCCAUCAUGCAAAAGCUUGCUGCGAUGUCAAAGGGGGAAAGAACGAACUGAGCUUCAAACAAGGAGAGGAAAUUGAAAUAAUCCGCAUCACAGACAACCCAGAAGGAAAAUGGCUGGGCAGAACCUCAAGGGGGUCAUAUGGAUAUAUUAAAACAACUGCCGUCGAGAUUGACUAUGAUUCUCUGAAACGGAAGAAGAACACCCUCAAUGCUGUUCCAUCAAGACUUGUUGAAGAUGACCAAGAGGUCUAUGAUGAUGUGGCUGAGCAGGAUGCUCCUAACAGCCAUAGUCAGAGCGGAAGUGGAGGGAUGUUCCCGCCACCACCAGAUGAUGACAUUUAUGAUGGGAUAGAAGAGGAAGAUGCUGAUGACAGAUCCGUGCCGCAGGUUGAAGAGAAGACUAACACGUGGUCCUGGGGGAUUUUGAAGAUGUUAAAGGGGAAAGAUGACAAAAAGAAAAGUAUUCGAGAGAAACCUAAAGUGUCUGAGUCAGACAGUAAUGAAGGUUCAUCUUUCCCUUCUCCUCCUAAACAACUGGAUGUGGGAGAAGAAGUUUAUGAUGAUGUGGAUACCUCAGACUUUCCUGCCCCACCUGCAGAGAUGAGUCAAGGAAUUAAUGUUGGAAAGGCAAAAACAGAAGAAAAAGAUCCCAAAAAGCUAAAAAAGCAGGAAAAAGAAGAAAAAGAACUCAGAAAAAAAUUUAAGUAUGAUGGCGAAAUACGAGUCCUAUAUUCAACUAAAGUUGCAUCCACCUUGACUUCUAAAAAGUGGGGAGCUAGAGAUCUGCAGAUAAAACCCGGGGAAUUGCUUGAAGUCAUACAAAGCACCGACGACACCAAAGUCCUCUGCAGGAAUGAAGAAGGCAAAUACGGUUAUGUCCUUCGGAGUUACCUGGCAGACAAGUAAGGCCAUUUUCUUCUACUACUGUAUUUGUUUAAAAUAUCUGACCAUUUCCU